This is a messenger RNA of Ilex paraguariensis (yerba mate), 249 nucleotides long. The record is from the annotation of a GenBank genome assembly. NCBI's taxonomy places the organism in Eukaryota, Viridiplantae, Streptophyta, Magnoliopsida, Aquifoliales, Aquifoliaceae.
AUGGCUAAUUUUGUGGAUGGUCCAGAUACAUGUGGUCACCAAAGAAAUGAUAUUUGUCGGACUACAAAUAUGUUCUUAAUGGAGAAGGAAUGCCAAAAAAAUAGGUUUCCAACUCACUGGAAAUGUGAGAAUGGGGUAUACUGUGCUGGCUUGUCAAAAAUGGGGUUGGCUGGUGUGUCGAUGGAUGCUAAGGCCAUCGCGAAUGACAUUAAUAUCGUCGUACGGGGAAGUAAAGAGAAGAUCGAAUAA